CGUUUCAUCUGUUACAACUGUCUGUUUACUUAACCAGUGCUUUGUUCUGCUGUUCUACGAUACCAAUACCGACGCAUUGCCUCAGUUGCAGAGAAACAUUUCAGUAAGUAACGCCUUCAGCGAGAGCACUCCAGCCUACUGACAGGCAGAGGUUUAGGUUUUUGUGCUAGACGUGUAAUCCCAUUAUGUCUUGCAGUGUGGUGCUGUGCGUGGGCGGAACACAUUCCCAUUCGAGCUUCCAGUAGCAGUGCGGAUGUGACAGUCUGCUGAAGCUACUCCAGACAAAUCUCGUUCCAUUCAGAAGUCGGCGUGCAGGGAUUUACGGGAGCUACAGUGUGUGGUGAAACCGCGAGCGGUCGCCAGAGAGAAGAUAAAGGCGUGUUACGCAGCUGGAGAAUCAGUGACGGACUUACCAUCGCCCGAUAAAAAGAGCAGUUCCCGAGGAAACGCGCCACUCGAGUUGAGAGUGUGCGUCCCAUUGAAUGUCGAUAUCGCUGAUGACGUCGCUUCUGCAGUGGUAACCUCUCCGGUCGUCAGUGCUGGCGGCAGCGAUAAUGUUCUGUACGGGCUGGCAAACUCGAAGGCGGGAGUGAACCAUCGGUGGUACACACUAAAACUAGUGGACUGGUUUGGAAGUUCUGUAUUGCCAGCGCCAGUUGAGAAUGAGUGCUUAAGAAAAUAGACGGCUGGGUGCACUUGCAGUGGACUGUCGCUGUAAACACAGCUUGGUGAUACUGGCGUCUCGUAGUGACACUAUCUUUGUGCUGUUUGGGUUCUUGCGACUGUGUGAAAUUAAGCAAUUGAAGGAAGUGGUGUGUCUUCAGUGAUGACCGCGAUUUUGCGCAUUUCACGAUAUUGACGUGUAGAACACGUUAGAAUUUGUGUGGCGUCUGAGUGCAUCUGUGUAUUAGACGUGUGUAGAGUUAUGAUAAAGUGCCCAAGUUACAUCUGGUCUCGCCUCAUUGUGACAGUCUUACUCAUAUUGUGGUGAGUGAGUGCUGGUCACGACGCCAAUCACAUCUAGACAAGCCAUGUGGAGUGUACUGUAGUCGCAUCUGGUGGACCUGAUUCUUCAGAGACAUACAGCGGUCGCAUUGAGGACCUCACCCACUUAGGAUACAGUGCCAGAUGGUUCCCAUCUGGACCAGCAUCGUCGACGUUACCUUGGUCGCAUCUACACUCAUCUCCUCGAGCCUGUCGUGGUCACUAUCGGGACCCCUUUUGCUCGAGUACCAGUAGCUACGUCGAUCGCAUCUGCGACAGCCUUGUAGACACUGCUGUUGGCGCAUCUGGAAUCGCCUCGUCUCGUGGAGCCUGUCGUUGGGAGAAUCCCCUCUCCCCCCCUCCCCUUCCCGGUGAUCGAGUGGCAGUUGUUAUCCAUCUGGACCAGCUUCGCCGACCCUCCCCUGCUGGAUUGGGGACCCCCCUGUGCUGGAGAGUCGGCGGCAACAGAGAGCUAUGGCGCCCAACCUGGAGGAGCGUUCGCUGGUGCUGCCCCGCGGCCAGCGCUCGGGAGGGGCGGCCGCCUGGCACCAGAUGGCGGACACGGCGGUGGUGCGGUCUCGGCGCGAGCACCUGGCCGUCAAGGAGGCGCUGACCGCCUCCCAAGGCAUCGCCCCCGGCCCAGACCUGCCGCCCGCCGCCGCCCCCGCGCCUGCCGCCGGCAACCUGCGCACCUUUCUCAGGAAGCUCCGACAGGCCAUACGCAAAGAUGGCAGCAAGGUGACUACAGUAGUAGCAACCCCUGGCCAGGGUCCCGACAGACCACAGGAAGUGUCCUAUACGGACACAAAAGUCAUUGGGAAUGGCAGCUUUGGUGUUGUCUAUCAGGCCAAGCUAUGUGAUACAGGAGAGAUGGUGGCCAUCAAGAAGGUGCUCCAGGAUAAAAGGUUCAAGAAUCGGGAGUUGCAAAUUAUGCGGCGCCUGGAACAUUGUAACAUAGUGAAACUGAAGUACUUCUUCUAUUCGAGUGGUGACAAGAAAGAUGAAGUUUACUUGAAUCUUGUACUGGAGUAUAUACCAGAGACUGUGUACAAAGUUGCAAGGCAUUACAGUAAAUCUAAGCAAACUAUACCUACUAGUUUUAUUAAGUUGUACAUGUACCAACUGUUUCGAAGCUUGGCGUACAUUCACUCAUUAGGCAUCUGCCAUCGGGAUAUAAAACCUCAGAACUUGUUGCUGGACCCGGAGACAGGUGUUCUCAAACUGUGUGACUUUGGCAGUGCCAAGAAUCUGGUAAAGGGUGAGCCAAAUGUGUCGUACAUCUGCUCACGCUAUUACCGUGCUCCGGAGCUCAUAUUUGGGGCCAUUGACUACACCACCAAAAUAGAUGUAUGGAGUGCUGGAUGCGUGUUGGCAGAAUUGCUCCUGGGUCAGCCCAUAUUCCCAGGUGAUUCUGGCGUCGACCAGUUGGUUGAAAUCAUAAAGGUGCUCGGAACACCGACACGUGAACAGAUACGUGAGAUGAACCCUAACUACACAGAGUUCAAAUUUCCGCAGAUAAAGUCUCACCCGUGGCAGAAGGUAUUCCGUGCGCGCACUCCACCAGAGGCAAUCGAUUUGGUGUCACGUCUUCUGGAGUAUACACCGUCGUCGCGUACAUCACCGCUGCAGGCAUGUGCUCACACUUUCUUUGAUGAGCUCCGGGAGCCUAACACUCGGCUUCCCAAUGGCCGUGAGUUACCACCGCUGUUCAAUUUCACAGAGCAUGAGCUAAGCAUCCAGCCAUCUCUGAACCCCAUCCUCAUCCCGCGCCACAUACAGGAAGCGGGUGGAGCGAGCGGUGCCGUGUCAGACGCCACGGCGGGUGCCAACCCAGGCAGUGGGGGAGCUGUUGGCACGGGGAGUAGUGUAACCGAAGGUGCCGGCAGCUCCGGAGGGGCGGGCAACGACGCUGGAGGUGUCGGAGCCGGCGCUCCGAGCAGCGGGGGCGGCGGAUCUGCGGCGACGGCCGCUUCGACGAGCAUGGCCUAGGUGCUUGUUUGCCUUUCGUGAGGGUGAGGUUGAGGGCAGUUGGCAGAGGUGUGAACAGACCACGUAAGGAGGCACUGGAACGCGGAGAAGGGUGAGGAGGGAGAAGAGGAACAGCUGCUACAGGGCGUAGUCGUGGGCAUUUGUCCAGAUAUUUUAUUUCAUUUUAUAAUUAUUACCUUUUUUACUUUUUGUUUCUAAGAAUAUUUCAUCUCCUGCUGUAGUCUUUGGAUCUUAUGAUUGUUACUAACUUUUUUUAAAAAAAUGUUGGCAUUUUACUGUAAAUGAAAAGUACCUGCUGAAUGGAAUGUAUAAUUAGCCUUUCAAAAACUUGGCAUUAGAUAUGUGUAAGAAAAUUGAUUUAUCGGUUGGCUUAUUGAAGUCAUGUAUGUGAUUGUUUUAAUUAGGCAGGAAAUGUUUUAGAUACCAGUGCCACUCUGCUGGACUACAGUCAGUUUCCUUUUUUUAAAAAAAAAAAGAUGCGAGGAGAUAGUGUAUAUACUAGUGUGGCAGUUGCCAUCCUUUUUAUGGCCAUGGCAUUAUAUUUAACCAGUGUACAAAUAUUGAUGCUAAUUGGUCAAUUUAUUUAGCAAUAUUUGUCCUGAUGUCUGUUUAAUUUAUAUAAUUUAUGGUUAAAUGAUGCACAUGUAUAAUUUGAUCUCACUGGGGAACAGUGACUUGGAAAACUGAACAGUUUGACAAAAUUUGAAUAAAUAUUGUUUGUAUCCUGGGCUGCUUUGAUCGUGAUUUAAAUUUAUACAAGAUGAUGAAGAAUUGUACUUUUAUAUGGGUCUAACAUUGACAGAAUAAAUGCAGUUGCUAUGACAUUAUUUUGUAAAUUUUUCCUUUAGCAGUUGUUUUUGAUAUUGAUCAGAGGAAUUGUGUAUUUUCUGUGAUGAAUAAGAUUUUUCUUGGUCUUAUUUGUAGAUGGUAAGGAAUGUACAUAUUGAUUCAUUCUCAACUGCCAUCGGCAUACUGUUUUCACUGUAUCGAAGCUAUUCUUUAAUUGUGCCAUGUGAUUUCAAUGUUGCAGCUUAUAUUGCUUGGAGAUCUUGUUAAAGAGUUUGAGUGUUGCUGGAUUGAGGUUGCUGUCACGAUUAGCAUCCAGAGUGAAAUUGUAGUGUCACAGUAUCAGAAUUCCCACAGUUUCCUGUGGUACCGUGUUUCAUAAGUACAAAACUUAGCCUAACUGAUGUGGGAAUUGUUUAUCGUUAUUAUCCUGAGAGUUUGUUCGGUUCGAUUUGCCGCUGUUCCUGAGCUAGGUGGCGACUCCGAUAGCAGCUCUUCGUGGAGUAGUGGCUUGCAGCAGUUUGAUUUUGGAUUUUACUUUUCUCUUCCUGCCGUUCUGCACUUCUGUGACUUUUCCUCGUGUGUGUCUUAAGGGCUGAGUCGGCGAGAGAGUACCACUAAAGAGGAACGACAUAGUACUAUAUCUCCUGCUUCAUUAGAGACUGCUGUUAAUAUAAAUAUUUAAAAAAAAUGAACUCCACGCAAAGAUCUUCCGUGUAGGAAGUUUGUCCCAGAAGCCGUGUGUUUUCGUGCUAUUAGAUGUAAAUGAAUAUUAUCGGAAAAGAAUUUAAAUAGCCACAGUUAAUUAUGCAGAAGUAGUCAUGAUAAGUCACGUCAGAUUCAGAUGCUUGUAUAGUUGACUAAGGAUUUUUUUCUUGUUUCCUCGUGUAUAAAUAUAAUAAAAGUAUGUAAUGUUAAACAGUUAUGAGUUUAAAGUGAUAAGUAAUAACAAAAAAAAUAGAAGCAGAAUUUCUUAAUAUUACGCAAGGGAAAGGGGAUGCCUUCAUUUUGUAGGUGGAAGACCAUCACUUUUCCAGGCAGAUGUGUUUAAGGUUGAUGAGUUCCAAUUCUAUAAAUGCUGUAUUUGAAAAUAAGACUGUAGUAUUUAUGUGUGAUGGUACAAGUAACGUGCACUUCUUCAAAGGUCGAACACCAUAAAUGUGCCAUCUGUGAUACCUUACAGCUUGAACUGUUGUAUAACCUACUUUCCUUUGUGUAAUGAGUUUAGUACCAAACAGACAAAAAAUAAAAAGAAAUGCAAUGGAAUGGCAAAUGUAAUAACAAUCUGUAGACGCGCAGUCAUAUCCUAAUAAGUGUGACAAAGUUACACAUUGUUUGGCCACUCACAAUGAGAAACUUUCUGUCAGUACUUCUGUGUGUGCAUAUUUGACACUGCAUAUUGUUGCAUGUAUAAAUAUUGUGAUAUUUUGAGAAAAAAGGAAACCUCUGUGAAAUUUAACACAGUGAUUUGAGAAAGAACCAAUAAAUCGUUUUAUACCCACAUAAUAGUUGUUAUUUGGCAUUGUUUUGGAGUUGUCUACUAGUCUUAUGUAAAGCAUCUUUUGCUUGUUUCUCUGUCAACACAGGCUUGCAUGAAUGAUUCUUUUUUUUAUUUUGUAAGCAAAUGAAUAUAUAUUCUACAUGUAAAUAUUCCUGUUUUGUGGACUUGUUGUGAGUGGUUUACUAAAAAUAGACGUUGUAGGGGACUGAUAUCCUAUCGGUAUCUUCAGAUACAUUUGUCAUGAGAAUGAAGGUUUUAUUGGAGAGGUAUAUAUAAUAUAUACAUAUAUAUAUAUAUAUAAAUAGAAAAUAAUUAUAAUUCCUUUAUGUAACAUAAAAGUUUUAAAUAGUAACAGAUUUUUUUGAGACUUACUUGUGUAUCUGUUUUUCCCAGAAAUGUACAUCAUAAAAAUAAUUUUAUGAACAAUA
Molecule: messenger RNA, 5688 nt
Organism: Schistocerca americana (American grasshopper)
Lineage: Eukaryota; Metazoa; Arthropoda; Insecta; Orthoptera; Acrididae
Gene: sgg
Product: glycogen synthase kinase-3 beta
Exons: 8
Coding region: 1459-2973 (504 amino acids)
Biological process (GO): signal transduction; protein phosphorylation; negative regulation of canonical Wnt signaling pathway
Cellular component (GO): nucleus; cytosol; cytoplasm
Molecular function (GO): ATP binding; protein serine/threonine kinase activity
Source: RefSeq, a predicted model, not a curated record